GUUAAGUGGCGGGGGAUCGAUGUCGCCGUCUGCCGUCCAGUCCAAAGAGUAUAAUUCUGUCAGGGAUUCCGUGCACCGAAAACUACCGACCACGUGGUUUAUUAAGUUGUCAAGUGCGCCGAAGGUACCUUCCAGCUGCCUUGUCACUUUGCUUGAAGCUUAUCCAACAUGACUAGAUUUACCCGAGCUAAGGGCUCCAAAGCAUCCAAUGAACGUGUGCCUGAUGAGGCUACGCCAUGGAGUAUAAUGAAAAUGCAGCUCGAAGACAGUCAAACUGCAUCUAAGACUGUCAUGAAAAAGCCAAAAAAUGCUACUGAGUUACUCGCAGAAAAGGAUGACCUAUUUUAUUGUAAUACUUCUGGGAAUGUGAAUCAUGAAUGGGCAGCAUUUGACAAUGUUCCAGAGCUACAAUCCAAGAAAAAUAAAAUUGAUAAAUUACACAAUAUUGAGGGCAGCAAAAAGAAUAAAAAGAAAAAUCAGAAGUCUGUCAAGGUACAGGGCUCAAAUGAUGACUCUUGUAACAAGCAAGUGCUCGCAGUUUCUGUGAAAGUAAACAACAAAAAGCAGAGUGUCAUUCAAGAUACUGGUGAUGAGGUCGAAAAUUCUAGUACUACUGGUCAAGUUCAACCAAAAUCAGCUAAGAAAAAAAAGCUCGAUGUAAAUGGACUGGAAACAGAAAUGGCUGCAAAGAUAACUGAUGUGCCAAAAAGUUCAGACAUAAGGAACAAAGCUGUCAUCGAUUCAAGCCCUAGUGAUGCUCUGCUAGAGGCCAAGUCUAAUUCUGUUGUGGUAGAAGAACGGUGUUCGAAAAUUAAACAACACAAGGAAUGGAAAAAUAAAUCGAAGAAAGCAAACCCUAAUGCAGAUAUUGGUCAAGUGGCAAUCGAUCUGUUGCAGCAACAUCAGAAAGCUGAGUUAUCGAACGGUGAUUGUGCAGUGGAAGAUAGUAUUACUAAAGCUCAGGUAGGACAUUUCGAAAAGUUAAGUAAACGCCAAAAACGGAAUAAAAAAAAGCAGAAUAAAACAACUAACACGAACCUUGAAAAUCAAAGUCAAGUUACUACUACAGACACCCAGAAGAAUCAUAGUUCUGAAGGCUUUGAUGUACAAGGAAAUGAAUGGAGUAAUCAGGUAAAAUUUGGAAGACAAGCAGCCCGUCAUUUGCACGGGCUUACAUCUACCCAAAGUGGUAAUCAAAUUGACCAACGUAACAAUUCCAUUGAAAAAAAUAAAGCAUUUAGUGGAAAAAAAGGUAAUUUAGAAACACAAGCUAAUAGUAGUACUGAGGCUCACACUGAGAAUUUAGUUUCUGAUAAUUCAAAGAAGGUUAAUGACAAUAAUUCUCAGAGCCAAAAGGCUCAAAAAAGAAAAAAAGGCAAAAAUGAGAAAGGGGAAUAUAAGAGACGCAAACCUGAUGAAGGUGUUGUCAACAUGAUGAUUAAUGGCAAUGAAGUUCAAGUUGUUAAGUACGAUGGAUUCCCUGUAAAAAAAGAAGAUGCAGACCGCCUGGAGGAACUUAAAAAAAACAUGAUUAUCAAAGGUAUUCCUCGCUCGGACAUAAAUAUCGCAAUGAAGUUGGAAAGGCGUAAAGCAGAAAAAGCCCUGGCACGUGAACGAAAGCGAGUCUGUUUUCACUGUCGUAAAUCAGGCCAUAAUCUUUCAGAUUGCCCUGAGCUCGGUCGUGACGAAGCUGGUACUGGAAUCUGUUUUAAAUGUGGAUCUGCAGAACACACUCAUUUUGAAUGUAGAGUAGUUAAAGGCCAAGAAUUUAGACACGCAAGCUGUUUCAUUUGUCGAGAACAAGGGCAUAUCGCUAAACAAUGUCCAGAUAACCCUAAGGGAUUGUACCCUCAAGGAGGCAGUUGCAUGAUAUGCGGCGAUGUGACACAUUUGAAAAAAGACUGUCCAGAUCUUAUCAAGGAAAAAGAAGAAGCCAAUAUUACUGCUGAUAAAAUUACGAACAGUCAAAUAGAAUCGUUACAUGAAGAUAAUACUAAAGAGGAAAAAGCCGAUGAUCAGAGUAAGGCCAGAAAUAAAAUCAUCAAAUUUUAAUGUAAAUAUAUAAUC
Molecule: messenger RNA, 2067 nt
Organism: Diprion similis
Lineage: Eukaryota; Metazoa; Arthropoda; Insecta; Hymenoptera; Diprionidae
Exons: 3
Coding region: 169-2052 (627 amino acids)
Molecular function (GO): nucleic acid binding; zinc ion binding
Source: RefSeq, a predicted model, not a curated record